Molecule: messenger RNA, 2378 nt
Organism: Trichomycterus rosablanca
Lineage: Eukaryota; Metazoa; Chordata; Actinopteri; Siluriformes; Trichomycteridae
Gene: grinab
Product: glutamate receptor, ionotropic, N-methyl D-aspartate-associated protein 1b (glutamate binding)
Exons: 7
Coding region: 133-1176 (347 amino acids)
Biological process (GO): negative regulation of apoptotic signaling pathway
Cellular component (GO): endoplasmic reticulum; Golgi apparatus
Source: RefSeq, a predicted model, not a curated record
ACAGACGGUGAGACAACAUUAGAAGAAGGUGCCGCGUCGAACCUAAUUUAAGGAUUUUUUGUGUUUAUAUUUGGAAUAAACGACGGAUAACGACGCGAGGAUAUAAAGCACUCGCUCGAUACCGACCCGGCCAUGGCACAGGAUAAAAGUGGAUACGUCCCCAUCAUGGACAACUCCCCGCCCCAGAACUACGGAUACGGUCAGCCGAACCCCGCCGGAUUCGUCCUGCCUCCUCCAGACUACACCGUGAUGCCCGUUGGACCCGUUGGCCCCCCCUUUCCACCUCCCGGUGCUUUCGGGCACCCCAUGUAUGGUCAGGGUGCGCCUGGGUAUCCGCCGGCUGCUCUUCCAAAUAUGAGCCCUUACGGGCAGGCACCUCCGAAUCAACCUCCCUACAACCCCGCGCCCCCGAAUCCAACUCCGUACCAGUACGCCCCGGAUCAGCCAAACGAAUUCCUUCGGAGUGACGAGCCGCCACCGGACUACAGCAACGACGAGAUCAUGAUGUCCGGGUUCGAUGACAAAAUCAUCAGACGCGCGUUCAUCCGCAAGGUCUUCCUGGUCCUGACGGUGCAGCUCCUGGUGACAUUUUCCGUGGUAGCUCUGUUCACCUUUCAGCGGGACAUCAAAUUAUUCGUGAUUCGUCACAGCUGGACCUACUACGUCUCGUACGUCGUCUUCCUCGUCCCGCUCAUCGCCAUCAGCUGCUGCGGAGACUUCCGGCGCAAGCACCCGUGGAACCUGGUGGCUUUGUCGGUUCUGACUCUCAGCAUGUCCUACAUGACCGGUGUGAUCGCCAGCUUCUACGACACAGACGCCGUGAUCAUGGCCGUCGGCAUCACGGUCGUGGUUUGCUUCACCGUGGUGAUCUUCUCUCUGCAGAGCAAGUACGACUUCACUUCCUGCGCUGGAGUGUUGUUCGUGUGCGUCAUCGUGCUGUUCAUCUUCGGCAUCCUGUGCAUCUUCAUCCGUAACAAGAUCCUGCACAUCGUGUACGCCUCGCUGGGCGCGCUGGUCUUCACCUGCUUUCUGGCGGUGGACACACAGCUGCUCCUGGGGAACAAGAAGCUCUCUCUGAGCCCUGAGGAGUACGUCUUCGGAGCUCUGAACCUCUACCUGGACAUCAUCAACAUCUUCCUGUACAUCCUGCAGAUCGUGGGCAGGAGCCGGAACUAAAUCCGGAUCAUAGAUAAAAAUAUAUAUAAACACACGAGUCUUCAUGUCCGCACACCGACCCCCCACGUCUAUCCCAUGAUUCCAAGCGGCUCGGUAUAAAAACAUUCAUAUUUCUGCACUUUGUUUUUCGUCACACACGCGUCUGAAUCGGAACCCGGAGCCGGCACGUUAGCACGUAGCGAACAAUCACGAUUGCAGUAAACAGGAUCGUUUGGUUAAAUAUUUCCCCAAAUAUGGUGUGUGAUGAUGCUGUAAAGCAUGCAAGCCCAUCGAUCUCAUCUCUAUACAGGCAGCGAUCGGUUCGUCUGCUGCAAUUACGACCUCUGCUGGCUGAUCGAAGUGGUCGGUACUGCACACGUCACAGGAGUGCAGCAGUAGAGCCGCAGUGCGAUCAGGGAAUUGGAUACGACUACAUUAAUCCCCAAUUAUCAUUACAUGAAAGGUAUUAAAAUGAAUAUUUAAAAAUGGUCCCUGGUAAUAAACGUGAAUAUUUGAGUUAUAAGAAGUAAACAGAUAUCAGUUCUUGAACGUUUUGGACCCAGUACUCGGCUCCGUGGCUCCGGUAGUCCCAACAAACCAAUCGUAGGGCACAAAUAUCCCACGGCACCUUCCCGGUCUUGGUGAUGUUCUAAAAAGUGAUUUGCUCGUUUUGUUUUGUAACGUCGGUGAUAACGAGAUGAUAAAAGCAGUUCUGUGUCGAUUUACUUUUUUGUUUUGCUAAAAAAAGAUAAGAAACUAACUUUAGGCAGCAAGCGUCUCGUCUGAUUGAGCACGUGUGAGUAAGUCUGGAUGCUUUUGAUUUCCUUUAAACAUCGUUCAGAUUAUGUGAAGCAAAAAAAUGACCACUUUUUAAUCCUGAGCUUUUAAAACUCUGAUUCUUUUCUACUUCUGCUGUGUUUUCUUUAGAUAGAUAGAAAUGCUGAUGUAGUUCUAGAACAGAACGUGUAUGUUUUCGUUUUGUCGUGUCGUGUUACUCGUUAUUUACUCCAGUAAUCACUUCUUGUGUUACGUUUGAUGAACCUGAUUUCUGUAGAAUGAUAAAGAUGUUUAGUUUAAUGACGGUUGUUGGAUCAGCCGUGGUUUAGUUCCCUCAGUUUCUCUUCUAUUCCAGAUAGUAAUCUGCAUUCGUAAUGUCACUCAUACCUCCAGUAUUUUCAUCUAGAAUUAAUUAAAGGUGGAAUAAAGAGGAUCUUUUUCCCGUC